Symbiodinium necroappetens is the source of this 666-nucleotide messenger RNA. The record is from the annotation of a GenBank genome assembly. Lineage: Eukaryota; Dinophyceae; Suessiales; Symbiodiniaceae.
AUGCAGGCUCAUGGUCUCAGAAGCGGACAAGCCAUCCCGCUGGUGCGCAUCGAGGAAAUCUAUGAUUCAGGCGAAUCAGAGGGGUCCGUAGAGCCACGGUCAGCAACUCGGUCAACAGCCGGUCCUCCUGAGGAAGACGGAGAAGGCUGCUCGACGCUGCUUCGCUCCUACGACGAGUUGCAGGUUCAGGAUCUGCAGGACCUCCUCGUGCACCGGGAAGACGAGCUUCAGGAGUUGCGCCACGUGAUUGCCAUGAAGGAUCAUGUCAUCCGCUCCCUGGGAGAAGAGAUAGGCUCUGCAGAGGUGGCGGCGCAGGUCAUCUCAAUGAAGGAUCAUGUGAUCCGAAGGUUGCAAGAGGAGCUCGAAGAGACAAAGCAGUCAUUCUUGGAGAACUCCGGCACGCUGGGGCAGACGACAGAUGCCACGAUGUUCACGGCUCUGCCAGUAGAAAUGAGCACUGCCUACGUCCCUGCUGCAGGGGAUGUACUGGAUGAAAGGAUUGCCGACUUCAGCAAUGGCAGAAGGAAUUUGGUUAUGUUUACGAAGCUGAAAGAGCAGGGUUAUUAUCUCUUCGGUCGUCUGCUGGUCCAAUGCUUCGCCGAGAAUGUUGAAAGCUCAGUUAGGGGGGCCCGUUGCAGUCUGCUGCAGGCUGCAGGCAAGGACUAA